CCUCUACGAUGCUUCCUCUACUGCGAUUGCAGCGAGCGCGAAGAAUGGCUUCUACGAAGAUCGAUGGAGGAGCGGCGGCAGUGGGUAAGCCGGUGAUUGUGGUGGCGGUCGACGACAGCGAGUACAGCUUCCACGCGCUCCGGUGGACGCUCCUACGUUUCUUCUCCUCGGCUGCCGCUGGCUCCACCUUGCCCUUCAAGCUAGUGGUCGUCCACGCCAGGCCCGCGCCGACCUCCAUCUUCAGCCUCUCUGCAACAGGAGCGCCGGACAUGCUGUCAGUCGUGAAGGCCGAUCUGACCAAGAUCUCGUUGCAGGUGAUCGCUAAAGCCAAGGAGAUGUGCCUUGCCCAUUCGGUCCGGGAUGUUGAGUGUGAAGUGCUCGAGGGAGAUGCCAGAAUCGUUCUAUGCCAAGCAGUGGAGAAGCAUCAUGCAGAAAUAUUGGUUAUGGGAAGCCAUGGAUAUGGAGCAAUCAAAAGGGCUGUUCUAGGUAGCGUCAGCGAUUACUGUGCUCACCAUGCGGAUUGCAACGUGAUGAUAGUGAAAAUGGCCAAGCAAGAUUGUUCGCCCAUGGGCAAACAAUUUGGGAUGUCAACUUUGCCGUACGUAUUUUCUCCUCCUCAACCAUUGGCCAUGCCUUUGAAUGAAUCAAGAAGGGCUAGUGUCGAUGCAUCUAUAUGCGACAAAGAACCCGUAACGCCAUCAUCUAUUCUAGCAACUCAGUGGCCAUCACACUCAUCACACAUAGAGCAUGAAUACGAACCAGUGAGAGAUGACUCAAAACGAACAGUUUGGUCUCCCGAUGAAGAUGUGAUCCUUGCAAAGUCAUGGGCCACUAUCAGCACUGAUGCAGUCAUUGAUAAUGACCAGAAGGAUCAAGCUUUUUGGAAACGUAUCACUAAUUACUACAACAAACAUCGGCCUGCUGGAACUGUGCCGAGAAUUUGGAAACGACUAAAAUCACAUUACUAUAAGUUCAUGCCGAUGGUGAAUGAAUUUUCUGUAAUCUACAAUAAUUUUUCUACUGAUCGUCAAAGCAGUUGGAGUAGCGAGAAUGUGUUAGAGAACGCAUUGAAUAUGUGGAAAGCCAAAAAUAAUAACAAGGACUUCAAGUAUAUGCAUGUGUGGCGAGUUCUUAGAGAGUAUGAGAAAUAUGCUCCACAACCAGUUAGUCAUCAUUCUAGCAAGAAGGCAAGGACAUCCGAAUCAACGGGGCACACUUCCACAUCAAAUCUGGAUAUGUGUGUUGAUGUGGACGACUGUGAAGUCUGCAUUCGUCCAAUAGAGCAAAAGGCGGCAAAGAAGAAGGGCAAAUCCAAAGUAAGAGAGAGCGACAAAAUGGAACAAAGCAUCAACACAAAUUGGCAAGAUAUUAAAGGAUAUCAAAUGCAAAAAUUAGUUUUGCAGGAAGCCGAGGUCCUUCAUAAGGAUUAUGAAAUUCUUAUGAAGGAUACUAGUGAGAUGACACCAGGACAACUACGUUUACAUGAGAAAAUAGUUGAAAAAAUUAAUCAGAGAUAUGACUUGGCUCGAUGUAGAUGUGUUUAAAUUGAUCUUUAUUAUUGUUAUAAUUUCUGUCUUUUAUUUGAUGUACUCCAACAUUUAUGUAAUAUACUUUUUAAUUAUUAAUGUCACACUAGCAAUUAUAUGGAUUUAAUAAAUUAACCGUUAAAAAGUAUCCGUUACAAUAUAGUUAUUACAAACUAGCUGGUUACAAGUAAGGAAACUAGAAUCCUCUAUUCUACAAACAUUGUUUUCUUAACUACAAAUAUCUUAAUUUAUUCCAAAUGUCUGAAAAUCUGGAUCUAAAAGAACUAUUAUUUAUUAAUUCUGGAGAAAUGAAUUGGUAAAAGAUGCAGAGGAUAUAGAUAAACAAAUAAUGCUCCACAACGACAAAUGCUAUGUCAAAGAGCACAAAGUUUUUCCGGCAGAAAAUAGAGAAGGUAUUUGAGCCGGGAUCAUGAAGUCAAACACAUGUAUUUUCAAUGAUUACUUAUCUGAUGAGCCGGUAUAUCCUGAUGACAUACUCUGACAUUGAUUCCGGAUGCAAAGAGGGUUAUUCCUUCGCAUAGUUGAUGCCUUGAACAAACAAAUAAUCCAGCUUCACUCCCCUGGUUAUUUACUAUAACAGUGUUCUUCCUUCUGGUUGUUGCAUACUAUGCCUUUGUCACCUCUUUUCUGGGCAAAGAUAUCCCUUGAAUAUGCCUUUGUUGCCAUUUACACUCCCCUGGUAUGUAGACUCUUCCAAUAAUGCAACUAUGAAAUAGAAAUGUGUCCGUUAUCCUUGUGUGAAAAAUUUCACUUUUGGGAUUUUUCUUCCAUAUCUUAUUGCUUUUUUCAGGCUUUAGCUGUUUUUAUUUUGUAUGUGCGAUGCACGCUAAUUAAGCAAGAUGUAGGUGUGCGUUCAAACGUGAAAUACUGCAAUUUGGAAUCGAUUUUAUGGAACUUUUUCAUAACAUGGGUUAUAUCUUUGGGAGGCGAGUUCUGACCUCUUCUUCAGGAGAUCCCAAAGCAAAUUCUACAAUAGGGACAUGAAGGACUUCUGGUUACUGCAGUUCUGGUAGGCUUGUAUGUGCAUUAUUUGCUAAAGAAAAUUGUCACAGGCAUGAAGGAAUUGAACCUGGUGGAGAAGAUGCUUUGUUCUGCACCUUGUGCGACACUGAGCUAAAAUAUAUGGAAAAACAAUGAGGAGAUUUUUGACACUUCAAGAUUCUCUUGUUAUCUAUUCAAGCUUCAAACUUCAAGAUCGGUUUUAUUCCUUCUAUGGAUAAUGCAAGCCUGUUCCUUAGAUGUCAAUGUAUAUGUAAAUUUAGUAAACAUUGCACAAGCUGUGACAAAUGUGUUGAUGGGUUUGAUCACCAUUGCCAGCUUGCAAUUGAAUGUGGACUAGGUAUCACUGUACUUGUCUUUGCUUUGUCGAUAAGAAGGGGAUGGAAACCAUUAUCAAGGAAAAGAUUGGAAAUGGGUUCUCGCGUGCUCCUUUUGCGGUUGUUGUGGCCAUUUGUACUGCAGUUUCGUUACUGACAUAACCUACGGAAUAUGUCGUUGCAACGAGAGCAAUGAGCGAGGCACCAGGAGAGUAAGAGGAACAAAACCAUGUUUACUCCCCUACUAAUUCAGCAACAACUGGAUUAAGCAUCGGAAGUUCUCUUAACCUUCAACCUUCAAUACAAAGGCAUAUGGUGCGCACGUCGGGUAUUUGUUGAUCCACAGUUUUUUUCUUUUUAAACAGGUUGAGGUUAUCUUUCAUUUGGAAUCUGGCAUGGUGCCCUCCACUAUUGAUCCUGAUGCAGCUGAGUAUGUAGAAAGAGCUAACAAGUCGAAGAAAAAUGUUAAGAUUAGUGCUUGGAAGCUCACAAAAUUGGACUCUAAUGAAGCAAUGAGAGCUGCAGCGAAAGCCAGGGCAUCGUCCUCAGUCCUGCAGACAACAGAAGCUCAUCACAUGCGCGAUGCUGAAUAUAGUUUGAGCGGAAAGGCAAGUGUGUGGAGCAGCGUGAGUGUUGACUUCAGUGUGACCAGAGAAUCCAGGAGCGAGGCGAAAAUAUCCCCUCUAAGAAACUCUAGCAAUGCAACGUGUGGCCAGCAGGGAGGAUUUCGAGACCAGUACACAAAGUGGCAGCAGCCUAAGCAGUCCUAUUCGUGUUUACGAGUCCGCUGCUCCUGACUGACAUACAGAAUUUUCGACCACCACUUCCCGACUGACCAUCUCAGAUUGCUCGAAGGGUUCCUCCAUCUACCCAACUUACGAUUACAAUGUUCCAAUCUGCUCCUUUGGUUGCUAGGGAUCACAAGAGAACAUGUGUAGCUUGGGAUCAAGAAGCCGGCAGGUUUGUCUCUGCCCGCAUCAGCAGGAAGCUUGGGUGUCGACGUCCAUGCUAGAACCUCUAGGAUUCCCAUGGCAAAUUGUUCUGCAGAAACUAGUGCUUUCGACAGUAGGCCUGCUCAACAAAUUUCUUCAUCGACGUUGCCUCCAUCGCAGCAAGAGAGAUUGAAUUGCUCCGAACGAUCUAUCUUUUUCGGCGGACCUCUUAUAAAUGUUUCUGGUAGAGAUAUUGUGAGGAAUGAAAAUAGUUCAGACACUACGAGGUAACAAAAUGCAAGUAAUUGAAGUAAGAGGGCACUAACAGAAGAACUCUAGAUCUAACAUCAAGCGUUCAGCUUUCAGUCUACUACAUCAAUUCAUUUCUAUUCUGAAACAGUUGGGUUAUCGGAGAUCUUCAAUCUGAUGUGCACCACCACUUCCAUUCCAAAAGAAUGUUUAACUUGGCAUCUGAACAGUGUUCUCUUUACUCAAUUCAACUCAUAUCAAUAUCAACUGAUCUAUAGACUUCAUGGAA
Messenger RNA from Zingiber officinale, 4333 nucleotides. RefSeq lists its product as uncharacterized. The transcript is spliced from 10 exons. Lineage: Eukaryota; Viridiplantae; Streptophyta; Magnoliopsida; Zingiberales; Zingiberaceae. The record is from RefSeq and is a predicted model, not a curated record. The coding region runs from base 9 to 1544 and encodes 511 amino acids.